GUGUGGCGGAGGGUGCUUAUCUCUGGCACGGUGACCCAUCUCGCCCAUACAUGAGCUAGAGCAGCGAGCGGCCAUUACAUUCCCAGAAUGGCUAACGAGGACCAGGAGAUGGAGCUAGAAGCUCUCCAGUCCAUUUAUGAAGGAGAUGACUGUUUUAAGGAAUUAGGGCCUUGCUCUUUCCAAUACAGGGUUGGUGAUAUUGGAGAUUCUAAAGCCUUCCUUAUUGAAAUAUCCUGGCCAGAAACCUACCCAGAAACUGCACCAAACAUAUCUAUGAAUGCCUUUUUCAACAAUCAAAUAUCCCCUGCUGUCAAACAGAGUAUAUUAAAAAUGUUACAAGAACAAGUAGAAGCUAAUCUUGGUACAUCAAUGACCUACACUUUAUUCGAAUAUGCCAAAGAUAACAAAGAAGUAUUAAUGGAAAAUCAUCAACCAUUCAACAAUGUUAUAACAUUAAUCGGAAAUGAUAAUACACCAGAGCCAGCAAAUGUAAACCUAUCAAGCAAGAAAAAAGAGAAAAAGGAGCAGUUAACUAAAGCCCAAAAGAAAAAAUUAGCAGACAAAACAGAUCACAAAGGAGAACUUCCCCGUGGAUGGAACUGGGUUGAUGUUAUUAAGGUAAUGCUUAUCUGUGAAGGUGUGUGCAGCACAUAUCUUUAGGGUGUGCUCCCCAGAGAAAGAGAGAGUAGUGUGUAUUUUUUGAGUUUAAUAAAAAUAUUUGAAAAGUGAAUAUUUAUUUGAUUACCUAUCAUAGGUUAGGUUUUCUCCAGAUAAGUUAA
Molecule: messenger RNA, 779 nt
Organism: Pelobates fuscus (common spadefoot toad)
Lineage: Eukaryota; Metazoa; Chordata; Amphibia; Anura; Pelobatidae
Gene: RWDD4
Product: RWD domain containing 4
Exons: 6
Coding region: 88-660 (190 amino acids)
Molecular function (GO): protein binding
Source: RefSeq, a predicted model, not a curated record